AUGGCUCACCAAUCCGAUACCACCUCCUAUACUACCGUGUCCGAUUCUCACAGCACGGAGUUCAGCAACCCCAACCGGGAGGAAGUUAGUGUCAACGCUGCAACAUCGUCUCAUGCAAGAAGACCAAAAGAAACAGUCUCCAGAAUCUCCUCAGCUAUCGUUCUGGACAACUCUUCCAAGGAAGGAUCGAGGUAUGUGCACAAUGCCAUUGCCUCUAUGGUCACUAAGAUUCUGUCUGGGGAUCAGAAUGUUCCUGGGGUUUCUGUUCCCUUGAACACUAUCGUACCCGAUGAUGGUGCAUGUCGUGAAACCGCAGUUGUGUUAAGGGAAAAUGUGUCUGGAUUACCUGAAGAGGGUCCUAAGAAUGAUAAACAUGUAAGCAAGGUGAGAGGUGAGAAGGUAAGUGUCCCUCAAGAUGUUGAGGCCAACCCUAGAGCUGACACAGUCAACCUGGAAGAGUUCUCUAAUAACGAACUGCUGGCCUCAGUUAUCCCUAGCAUAGCCAAGAGGGUCAGGACUAGGAGAGGGAAAAAGACAGUGAUGCAAAGGUCUCCAUCCAAGGAAGUUGAUGAGACAACUUCUCCCAAGCAAACAGUGACAGAAAGUGCACGCAAAAGGAAAGGUCAUGGCCCUGCAAAAUCUUGGAGCAAAGAGGUGCCCAAGAAACUGAAGACCAAGGCUGUUGUGGUGGAGUCUGACUCGGAUGCUCCCUGUGAUGUCACAACAUCCCUGUCCAGGAAGAAGCCAACCUCUAGCAAGUUGGCUGCUAGCGUUCCAGAGGUGCCUAUAGACAAUGUAUCCUUCCACUUUGCCUCUAGUGUGAACAGAUGGAAAGAGACUUGCAAAGAGCUGGAGUCUAGGAAGCUUGCUUUUGAAAAGCUGAUCUUUCAAUUGGAGAUGUCUGCAGAGGAUACAGAUGGAGCUGCAAGGCAAAGCUCAGAGGGUGAGGAGGAGGCUAGUUCUGAGGAGGAGGCUGAUGAUGAGGCUGAGGAAUAA
Messenger RNA from Lathyrus oleraceus (garden pea), 996 nucleotides. RefSeq lists its product as uncharacterized. The transcript is spliced from 2 exons. The coding region runs from base 1 to 996 and encodes 331 amino acids. The record is from RefSeq and is a predicted model, not a curated record. Lineage: Eukaryota; Viridiplantae; Streptophyta; Magnoliopsida; Fabales; Fabaceae.